Molecule: messenger RNA, 1289 nt
Organism: Acyrthosiphon pisum (pea aphid)
Lineage: Eukaryota; Metazoa; Arthropoda; Insecta; Hemiptera; Aphididae
Gene: Commd2
Product: COMM domain containing 2
Source: RefSeq, marked provisional
AAUAGGCAGAAAUAGACAAUAUUUUUAUAUACGAUAUUAAUAAAUAAUGUAAAUUAUAUUAUACUUAUUUAGUAGUUAAGUACUUAAGUAUUUGUUAUUUUAAUUUUGAAAAUUAUUACCCGUUACUUGCUAAGUAAUAUGAAAUAAAUGGCUUUAUUAUUAUUAACAUAUUUUAGUACAAAUUAAAGUAUAUUAAUCCAUGUCUCUUAAGUUAAAGAAGGGUUUUAUUUUGUUUAUCUGCCGACCUUAAUUUUUUUUACUAAAUACCUAUUUUAUUCUGAUUGCUGUGUAUUAUGUCGUCAGUAAAGGAAGUUUUCAAAAUUAGUUUUCAACUUUUGGCUCAACAAACUGAUAAUGUUAUCAAAGAUUUCUUGAGGCUCACCAAAGAUUUUAUGGACAACGGACCUAAUUCAAGUCUUUAUAAUAAAGCUGCAGAAAAAUUGCAGAUUGAUGAGGAUAAAAUUAUAUCAAUUGUAAAAAGCAUAUGUCUCAUGUGUGUGCAAAGCUGUAAGCAUAAACUAACUGAUUUGGAAAUAAAAGAAUCACUGACAGAAUAUGGUUUUAAUGAAACUAAAUUAGACAUGAUUAUAUUAUUUUUUGAAAACCAAAAACCCUACUUACUAGAUAUUUUAUCAUCUAGUGCGUUGGUAUUCCCACACUUCAAAGAACUAGAGUGGCGAUUUGAAACUGAUAUGGGAUCCAGAUCUUUAUUACAUCAAACCGUACCAGUUGUUACAUUGAAAUUAGAUUUAGAAAAAAAGGGUAUUUCCGAAUCAUUAUUCCUACAAACAAAUCCAUUAAACUUGGUUCAUAUCAAAGAUACGCUAGAGGCUGCUUUGAAACAGAAUCAAUCCCAAUGGAUAAGGAAAAUACGUAGAAAAUUGAAAUAAAGUUAUUUUAAAUUUUACCUUCACAAUGAAAUAGUAUGCAUAAAUGAUGACCAACAAUGGUAAAUAAUAUGCAAAUAUUGCAUAUACCAAAACAUAACUACGACUGUGCCAUGCCAGAGUUAAAUAAUCAGUGCCACAUGCUGUCAUAUUUGCUUCUGGUACAUAUCUACAAGACAUACAUUUAAAUCAUGCUUUAAAUACAGUUUUUUUUUUAUUUACCGGCUCCAUCCAAAAAAUGGGGUUAAAGUCCAGAAAAGACCAUGCAGAUAUAUACAAAAUAUUUGUAAUAGUGCUAACUUGGUUGUCAUAGGUUUUGCAGAUAAUCCCUUAAACAUACAAAUUGUAUUUUAUCCUUUGAGAAUUCAAUAAAUAAAUGAUUUAUAUAAUAUUAUGAUAUUA